GGGCGGAGGGUCGGGGGAAGUUCACCGCGAGCCCGCAGCCGGAGGUCGGCCAGGCGGCGGAGGCGGAGAGCAGCAGCAGCUCCAUCUCCUCAGGCCCGGGCUCCGGGCGUCCCUCUCAACGUCCUUUCACACCGCAGUCCCCAGCUUAGGUUGACAAGAAACAAGCCAUGAAUGUGGGCACUGCUCACAGUGAAGUGAACCCAAAUACCCGGGUUAUGAACAGCCGUGGGAUCUGGCUGUCUUAUAUCCUGGGGAUAGGUUUGCUUCACAUCAUUCUGUUGAGCAUCCCAUUCUUCAGUGUGCCAGUGGUAUGGACACUCACUAAUGUUAUUCACAAUAUGGGAAUGUACAUAUUUCUGCACACUGUGAAGGGAACGCCAUUUGAAACUCCAGACCAAGGAAAGGCACGGCUGCUGACACACUGGGAACAGAUGGACUAUGGCGUACAGUUUACAGCCUCGCGCAAAUUCCUCACAAUCACACCUAUUAUCUUGUAUUUUCUUACCAGUUUUUACACAAAAUACGACAAGUUACAUUUUGUUAUAAAUACAGUUUCGCUGAUGAGCGUCCUCAUCCCAAAGCUGCCUCAACUUCAUGGAGUCAGAAUCUUUGGCAUCAACAAGUACUGAAGACAGCAUGAUGACACACGUGAAAGAAAACACUUUUAGAACAGCUAUCAGCGGCAAGGACACUUCGUGUUCAGAUAUUAGGACUUAUACCCUGCGCCCUAUAAUCUCUUAUCAUGGACUUUUUAUUAUGAAUAGUAUAUUUGUGAAUGAAGCAGCUCAAGUUGGUUGCUCAAGUAUCACAUUAAAUGUUUGCAGUGCUCGGAAUAGGAAGCCUGCUUUUUCGUUUACUGCCUGUAGAUCCUAUUUUCACAAAUGAUAAUUUUGAUACCUUGAUUUGCCAUUAUUAAGUGAGGAGACUUUGGUAUUGUAAACAUUUAGUUACUGCAGUAUGCAAAUUUGCUGUCCACUGUGACCAAGCAGAUGUAAAAGUAUAAUGUGUAAAUACUGUAAUGAAGGUAGAUUUAUGAAGAUAUGCAGUUUGAAUAAUGAUUGCAAAAGAUUUGUUUUCAGUGUCAUAAUAGAAGCAGUUGCUGAAGAUUCUAAUAUCAUGCAUGCUGCAAAAUGGCAGGAUUGAUUAGGUGUCCUUCACUAUUGAGAUACUUGGAAACAUUGUCUAUUGGCUUAGUGGCCUCUUUGAAGAAACAGUGCUGGUCUUACUGUGCAUUUUUAAUUACUAUCUUUUGCAGAUAAUUUUAUUUAUUUUUUUCGUUUUCCCCAUUUCACUCAGUGUUGUUUGAGAGAAAAUUACUUGGGAGAAUAUAAGCAAUAGUAAGGAUGUGUUUUGAAGCACAGCUUAUGAAUGUUUGAUUUAAAAAGGUGUUUGUUUUUGGAUUUUUUUAAUGUAUAGUGUUAAAUAAUAUAGAUUCUGUGUGUUAAUGAGAACAGUGAUUGAAACUGGAUACUUAAAUCUGUCUACCCAGGGUUUGUUUGUAUGGAAUCUUAGAAUGGGAUGUUAAUUGUUGGAAUACUGCAAAACAUCAGUGAUCAUGCAUUUUCCUAUACGUUUGCCAUGUUGCCUAACUUGCAUUCCUUUUAAAACAAAAAUGUAAUGCUGGUUGUAUCUGAUCUGUUUUUCUGUCAGAGUAUAUUGUAAUUUAAACUGGCCGAAGAGAUGUGUAUGAAUUUCAUCAGGUUUUUACUGGAUGGCAGCAAUGUACCUGACUUCUUUUAUACUGUCAUAUAACUGUUGCACAUUUGAAGUGCACACCAGUACAGCUGGAAUUCCUUGCAGUCUGCUAAGACUACAAAAUGACAGCACUGUGAAUCAUGUUUUAAGCAAUAACAUAUGAACACAUGUCCCAUAGCAAGGGAAUUGAAGGCAUGCCUAGAUGGUGAGGCUUUGACUGCUAUAUACAUUUAGAUUGCUGAACCUUGGUUUUUAAGAAUCUGGUUUUGGAACUAGGUGGAAGGAAAGAGCUGAAGUUAAAAUUCUCAAUCUCCAUCCAGUUGCUAAGAAUGUAAAACUACCUGAUUUGGAAUGUCUUGACAAGCCCGCCAAGACAAGUGAAGGUUCCUGAUCUUAGAAAUGCUACUACAGUGAUGCAGUUGGAGUGAAGACAUAUUGCUAAUACUGAUGGUGCUGAUUGCUUUAGCAGAUGUGAAGUAUUACUUUUCCCAAUGGUGAAUAUCUGAACCAUGUAGAUUGGGAAGGAGGGAGAGGCCAGGAUCAUGUCCCAUUUUUUGAUUCCAGUCAGAUUAGCUAACUGCAGCUGGGACAGAGAUAAGGUCUAAUUGCCUCUAGUCCACAAAGCUGGAAAAUCAAUCAGUUUGCAAAAACCAUUGGGCAACCAUCUUCUGGAGAUGUGCCAGUGUCGAUGUUGGGCAAGAAGGUGAUUGAACUCUGUUCCCCUUCCUGCUGAAUCUCUAAAGCUUCACGCAUGAAAUCUAGGAAUACAAACAGCAAUUAAUAGAAGUAUUGAAUGGUCAUGUAAGAAUAGUAGGCACUUGGAAAAACUGCCAGUUUUGGUGGAGUAUGGGAAUGGAACACUAUGAAUAGGGAAGAAGUAAAUCCAUUUCCAUUCCCACCUUUCAUUCCCUGCUAAGGUACACAUGUAAGUAUGUUACUACUUUUGACGAGACUUUCAACAUAUUGAAAAGUCCUGAUCUUUUAAAGAAAUCUGCCAUAUUUUUAAUCUUUAAAAAUUAUGCUUACAUUGGGAAGUGUAUCCUGAGGUAUUUUAUCAGGAAUAGUCUACCAGCAUAAUCGAUUAGAGUGCCCAGUUAUUGGCAGUAAUUAAAAGUUUACAGUGUUUUCUAAAUCUGGGAAUUUAAUCAUAAUCUUUUUUUCUUGCACUAUUACUCAGUUGGAGAAGAAAUAUUCAAAUUGCACUUUUUUAAAAUGUUUAUAAGCCUAUGCUGAUCUCCUGCAGCAAGGAGGAAACAAAGAAAACAAUUGGACUUCAGACUUUAAAUAAAUGCCCUCAAAUUAACAUAUCUCUCAAAGUUUUGAAACUAAAACACAUUACUUAUCAAAUAGUUAACAACUGCAGCAGGUUAACACUGUCACACUUGUUUCUGUAGGAGCACAAUUCUCUGCUUUUUAGUUUGACUAUUAAUGAAAUCUGUCAUUUACAGGGCUUAGUUUGCGUCAUGUUAUUCAAACUCUGUGAAAGGUUAUGCCAGUGAAAGGGUUAACCUAUAUCCAGGAUUUGUUAAACAUUUUAAAAUAUUGCUUUACUGAUCUGAUGCAUUGUAUAAGAUGAUUAACGCCUUGAAUUUAUCAAUUUUUGAAUGCUGGUAAUGAAAUACGUGGCUGUUUUUAUAGUAUUUUGAUGGGUUCUGGAUUGUCAAAAAGUAACUAACGUCUGUGGUGAAAAACAGUAUCGACUUUUGUUUCACCCACAAUUCCCUUCCACUUUCAGUAUGUAUCAUAAAUAUUAAUGGGUGAUGGGUUGGUACUGAUUAAGUACCAGUGCUAUCCCUAUCCUAAAAAUAAAGUAGUAAAUGUGGGAAUUGAUGUAUUUUAGAACAAUUCAGGGUCAAAUUCCUGCAUUAUUUUUAUAGUGGUUGUAAAAGGUACGAAUACCAAAACUAUUUUGGUUGAAUCUAAAUUAAAUAUAUGGCAGGCUGGGCCUUUUGAAUUUUAUACCAGUCUAUCAAUUGUGAUAUUUACCAUUUGAAGAAUUAUUUGCAUUGGGGAUUAGUGAGUUUGUGUUUGAACAUCAUGUAAAUAAGAGUUAAUUAAGCAUCUGGUGUAAAAGGGUUCUAUAUGCCAACUGCCCUUCUGCACAUAGAUGUUUUUUCAUCUAGAUCUUUGUAAGAAAGUGUGAAUAAUAUUUUUAUUACUCCUUUGUACAGUAUUCUGAUAUUUAAUAAAGGACAGUAUUCAUGUAA
Molecule: messenger RNA, 3902 nt
Organism: Chiloscyllium plagiosum (whitespotted bambooshark)
Lineage: Eukaryota; Metazoa; Chordata; Chondrichthyes; Orectolobiformes; Hemiscylliidae
Product: ORM1-like protein 3
Cellular component (GO): endoplasmic reticulum membrane
Source: RefSeq, a predicted model, not a curated record